CUUACUCACACCGUACUGCAAUGUGUCGCCAUUCGUCCUCCGACUCGUCGCUGGUUGUUCCUGCUGACAGAGAAGUGUUACCAACCAACGUUAAGCCUCUCCACUACGACUUGACCUUAGAACCAAUCUUCUCCACCUUCAAGUUUAAUGGUCAAGAAACAAUUGAUUUCCAUGUGAACGAAGACACCGACUACAUCACAUUGAACUCGUUGGAAAUCGAAAUCCAAGAAGCAAUUAUCAACGGCUCGGCUGUAUCUGACAUUUCCUUCAAUGUAGACAAACAGACUGUUACCUUCAAGUUGCCACAGCCAUUGGCUCAGGGAAGCAACGCCAAAUUAGCCCUCAAGUUCACCGGUGACUUGAACAACAAGAUGGCUGGUUUCUACCGUUCCUCUUACCAAGAAAACGGGGAAACAAAGUACUUGGCUACCACCCAGAUGGAGCCUACCGACUGUAGAAGAGCUUUCCCAUCGUAUGAUGAACCUUCUGCUAAAGCCAAGUUCACAAUUUCGCUCAUUGCCGAAAAGAGCUUGGUAGCCUUGUCCAACAUGGACGAAGCCUCCACAGUAGAAUUGGCUGACAACAAGAAGAAGGUCACUUUCAACACCACACCCUUGAUGUCUACCUACUUGGUAGCUUUCAUUGUAGGAGACUUGAAAUAUGUAGAGAACAACGACUACAGAGUCCCCAUCAAGGUUUGGGCAACUCCUGGCUCAGAGCACUUGGGUCAGUACUCGGCUGAUAUCGCUGCUAAGACUUUGAGCUUCUUUGACAAGAAGUUCGACAUCCCAUACCCUUUGCCCAAAUGUGACAUGGUGGCUAUUCACGAUUUCUCUGCUGGUGCCAUGGAGAACUUUGGUUUGAUCACAUACAGAACCAUCGACUUAUUAUUGGACCCACUGAACACCAACAUUGUAACGAAGCAGAGAGUCACUGAAGUCGUGAUGCACGAGUUGGCCCAUCAGUGGUUUGGUAACUUGGUCACCAUGGAUUUCUGGGAUGGCUUGUGGUUGAACGAAGGUUUCGCUACGUGGAUGUCGUGGUACGCCUGUGACUCGUUGUACCCUGACUGGAAAGUCUGGGAAUCGUAUGUUUCAGACUCGUUGCAACACGCUUUGACGUUGGAUGCUUUGAGAGCUUCUCACCCAAUCGAAGUACCUGUAAAGAGAGCUGAUGAGAUCAACCAGAUCUUUGACGCCAUUUCCUAUUCAAAGGGCUCUUCAUUGUUGAAGAUGAUCUCCAGAUGGUUGGGCGAAGACGUCUUCAUCAAGGGUGUAUCCAACUACUUGAAAAAGCACAAGUGGGGAAAUACCAAGACUUCUGACUUAUGGGAAGCCUUGAGCGAUGUAUCUGGCCAGGACGUAGUCAAGGUCAUGGACAUCUGGACCAAGAAUGUCGGUUUCCCUAUCGUUCACGUUGAAGAAGCUGGUUCUGACAUCAAAGUCACCCAACACCGUUUCUUGGCUACUGGAGAUGUCAAGCCCGAAGAGGACUCUAUCUUGUACCCAGUGUUUUUAGGGUUGAAGACUUCUUCCGGACUCGACGAGACUGCUGUCUUGGACUCUAGAUCGACUACUCUUACCCUUCCUACUUCUGAUGGCUUCUUCAAGAUCAACGGAGACCAAGCUGGUAUCUACCGUACUGCCUACACCUCGUCUCGUUGGAUUAAGUUGGGUCAAGCUGGUGUUGAAGGCAAACUCUCUGUUGAAGAUCGUGUUGGUUUAGUUGCCGAUGCUGGUUCCUUGGCUUCUUCUGGUUUCAUUGAAACCACCAGUUUCUUGAACUUGAUCAAAUCCUGGAGUAAGGAGUCCAACUUCGUCGUCUGGGAUCAAAUAUUGUCUGACAUCGGCUCUGUCAAGAGUGCUUUCAUCUUUGAAGCCGAAGAAUUCAAGGAUGCCUUGAACUUGUUCACCGUUGACUUGAUCAGCGAAAAGUUGAAAUCUAUCGGCUGGGAAUUCUCGGACAACGAUUCUUUCGCUGACCAACAGUUGAAGGGUUCCUUAUUUGCUUCUGCUGCAAACGCUGGCCAUGCCGAAGUCAUUGACUUCUCACAGAAGUCCUUUGCUGCUUACGUUGCUGGUGACAAAAAGGCUAUCAAUCCAAACUUGAGAGCUACCAUCUUUAAUGUCGUAGCUAAGUUAGGUGAUGAACACACGUUUGAACAGUUAUUGAACAUCUACAAGAACCCACAGAGCAACGAAGAAAAGAUUGCUGCUUUGAGAUCCUUCGGUAGAUUCACUAAACCAGAAAUCUUGGACAAGGUCACCGCAUUGCUUUUGCAAACUGACAUCGUCAAGCAACAAGAUAUCUACAUUCCAAUGCAAGGCUUGAGAGCACACAAACUAGGCGUUGAGAAGUUGUGGGCUUGGUUGACUGAAAACUGGGACAAGGUCUACGAAAUCUUGCCUCCAGGAUUGUCGAUGUUGGGUUCUGUGGUCACUAUUGCUACUUCUGGUUUCACCAAGAAGGAACAAAGGGAUGCAGUUGAAAAGUUCUUUGCUACCAAGAACACCAAGGGGUUCGAUCAGGGUCUUGCUAGAUCCUUGGACAUCAUUGCUUCCAAGGGCAAUUGGGCCAGCCGUGAUGGUCAAGUUAUUUCAGAAUGGUUGUCUGAAAACGGCUACUCCAAGUAACUUUUGCGAGCCAAUAGUUUUAAUGUGAAAUCUACUUGAUGAAAUACUAAUAUAUAUCGUUUCAU
Scheffersomyces stipitis CBS 6054 is the source of this 2698-nucleotide messenger RNA. It is a transcript of the gene APE2, whose product is annotated as metallo-aminopeptidase. NCBI's taxonomy places the organism in Eukaryota, Fungi, Ascomycota, Pichiomycetes, Serinales, Debaryomycetaceae. Gene Ontology annotation, molecular function: zinc ion binding; peptide binding; metalloaminopeptidase activity. Gene Ontology annotation, cellular component: cytoplasm. Gene Ontology annotation, biological process: peptide catabolic process; proteolysis. Bases 21 to 2633 code for a protein of 870 amino acids. The transcript has a single exon. The record is from RefSeq and is a predicted model, not a curated record.